This is a messenger RNA of Tripterygium wilfordii, 1517 nucleotides long. RefSeq names its product pentatricopeptide repeat-containing protein At1g06270. The transcript has a single exon. The coding region runs from base 127 to 1188 and encodes 353 amino acids. Gene Ontology annotation, molecular function: protein binding. Lineage: Eukaryota; Viridiplantae; Streptophyta; Magnoliopsida; Celastrales; Celastraceae. The record is from RefSeq and is a predicted model, not a curated record.
AGCUCGCGCUUAAAAGUCGUUUUGUUCUCUAUGAUUUUGGGGUCGCUACAUUUUUGAAGCUAUGAUCACAACCUGUUCGACAAUAUUCCUAUGUGACUUUCUUAGUUUGAAAAUGUAUAAAAACUAAUGAUUUUGGUACCCAUCCAGUACUUACUAUCGGAAAAGAUGGUGAUCGGAGCCACAAAAAUUUGCAGAUCCUUAUUUCAUUACCGUAGUCGAUUCCCUUCCGUUCAUUCAUUCUCUUCUUCACAAAUGCUUCAAGAAACCGUGAGAGCUGCAGUGGAAGCUAAAGCAUACCAACAAAUUCCUGACCUUUUUGUUUCUUCAAAACAGUCUGGCGAAAAGCCGAAUCCUUUCUCGUGCCUCUCCAAUUUCUCACAGCAACUUAGGACACAAGUAAUUGAUGAGAUUCUACAAUCUUUCAUCCUUAUUAGACCUCGUUCACGGCCCCAGCUUGCCUAUGGCUGCCUCCUUUCUUACACCCUCCAAAAUUCCAAUCCUCUCCCUCUUGCUCUCGCCAUCCUGCAACGCAUGAUUCGUUCUGGUUGCGUUCCUGCUCGUCAGACCCACCUCCUUCUUUCCUCUGCCUGGCUUGACCGCCGGCGUCAAUCUCAGUCUGUUGCUAAUAUUCUGUUGGAGAUGCAGUCCAUUGGAUAUCAUGCUGAUUGUGGCACUUGCAAUUACUUAAUAUCAUCUCUCUGUGCUAUGGAUCAGUUGGUGGAGGCUGUGAAUGUUUUGAAGGGCAUGGCUGGGGCAGGAUGUGUUCCUGAUUUGGAGAGUUAUGGCACUGUAAUUGGUGCAAUGAGUGUCGCCAGAAAAACGGCCGAGGCUGUAGAGAUGUUGAAGCAAAUGGUGGUUAAAGUGGGACUGACACCAAGGCAGGGGAUAGUGUUUAAAGUGGCAGCAGCAUUGCGGGCAAACAGAGAGAUAUGGACAGCAGUUAAGAUGAUUGAGUUCUUGGAGACUGAGGGUUACUCGGUUGGCUUUGAGACCCAUGAGUCUGUGUUGGAGGGCUGCUUGGAGUGUAAAGAAUAUCUUUUGGCAGGAAAGGUGGUGAUGGGGAUGACAGACAAAGGGUUUAUACCAUAUAUCAAGGUCAGGCAAAAGGUGGUGGAGGGGCUUAUUAAUAGUGGUGAAUGGAAGCUUGCUUGUACAGUGAGGGAAAGAUUUGCAGAGUUAGGGUCUUAGCUGCAUCCAUUUCUUUGGAUUUGGGAAAUAAAAAAUCUGUUACAUAGGAAGGAACCACUGAAGCUACGAUGGGUAAUGUGUUUUUUUUUUCAAGUAAUGCUACACUUGGAUGUGUGAUGGGUAUUGCAGUACUGAAUUGUGAUAUGUACAUGGGGCUUAUUUCAAUUUGACGGCUUCCAAUUGUUUGUUUUCGUAGUGAUGACUGCCAAAGCUUCAAUAGUGAAGUCCGUUAUCUAUAUUUCUUUCUUUUUUUGGUGAUUGUAGCACAUGUAACAUAUCAGCUUUUCAUCCCAGGAGGAGGUUUUGCUAUUAUCAUCUUUGAAAUUCAA